AACAAACAAUAAUUUCCCUGCCCUGCGCUCUCCCCUUCGUCAUACUUUCCCCCGACUCCUAAGGGGGUGUUUGUGGCGUUCUUUUUUCCCUUCGUAUCUGACUUUGCCGAGAAGAGCUCGAGAGAGAUGGGCCAAUCCGCCGCCCUGUUAUCUCUCCUACUCUUCUUCCUCUCGGCUCUCGCGCCGGCGCUCGGCGAGCGGCUCAGCGCGAGGGAGUGCGAGAACCUAGGGUUCACCGGUCUCGCCCUGUGUUCCGAUUGCAAUACCUUCGCCGACUACGUCAAGGACAAAGAAUUGGUAUCAGAUUGUCUCAAGUGUUGCUCAGAGGAUUCUGAUGAUUCCAUUAGUAAGGUAACGUUCUCUGGUGCAAUUCUGGAGGUAUGCAUGAGAAAGCUGGUGUUCUAUCCUGAAGUUGUAUCAUUCAUCGAUGAAGAGAAAGAUGAAUUCCCCUACAUCAAAGUUCAAUAUGCCUAUGGUUCUCCACCAAAACUUAUAAUGCUUGACAAUGAGGGUCAGCAGAAGGAAACCAUAAGAAUUGACAAUUGGAAGCGCGAGCACAUUCGACAGUUCUUGAGAGAGAAGGUGAAGCCUGGCACCGUGGAAAUGUGAAAGGCAUGCUUCAAGUUCCUUCUAUAUGAUACGUCAGAGAUUUCGUACCUUACCUGAUUUAUGUGCGACUAAUUUAUUUGAUUUGAUGCAUGCAAAAAAACACAUGCUUGGAGCAAAAAAGCUGUUAUUUUUCACUUAUUUGAUUAUAGUACAGCACAGUUGUAAUUUUUCAUUUAGCAGGUUAUAGUACAAAAAACACCUAUGAUCUGUGUUCUUGUUAUGUUAUAGACUAAUCUGACAAUAUUUCACU
Messenger RNA from Phoenix dactylifera (date palm), 859 nucleotides. RefSeq names its product selenoprotein family protein. Gene Ontology annotation, cellular component: endoplasmic reticulum lumen. Gene Ontology annotation, molecular function: oxidoreductase activity. The record is from RefSeq and is a predicted model, not a curated record. NCBI's taxonomy places the organism in Eukaryota, Viridiplantae, Streptophyta, Magnoliopsida, Arecales, Arecaceae.